CGAAAUGGAAACUUUGCAAAAUACCGGAGCUGCCCGUCCGCCUAACGCGUUCAACAAAAGAUAUUCGAAUCAAGAGACCAGUACGCCGGGGGAAAAUGCACUGAAGAGAUUGCUCGAGAUCAAGGAGGAUAUCAGAAUCGACGGUGUAUAUGGGUUUCGUCGCGUCACCGACUCGAAGGAAAGAAUAGGAUUCUUGCUUAACAUGCAUGCGACGGAGAUCGUGGAGGAUGACAAGCGUCUGUUGAGCGGCGUGGAUUAUUACUUUAUUGAGGAAGAUGCCACCAGAUUUAAAGUGUCAUUGCCAUUUUCACCAUACUUUUACGUUUUAUGUCGUAAAGAUACGUUUGAAGAAGUGUCGACAUUUUUGUCCAAAAAGUACAUGGGAAUUUUGACAAAAAUCGAGACCGUUUACAAGGAAGAUCUUGACUUGCCUAAUCACUUGAUUGGUUUGAGACAAAAAUACCUGAAACUUUCCUUCGCGAAUACUGUCGAUUUAAUAAAAGUCAAGCGCGACAUUAUGCGCGUUGUUAGAGUUAACAAAGAGCGAGAGAAAAGUAAUACUUACUACACAGACAUGCUGGCAACUACUUUGCAACCGAACGAACAGGAUAGCGGUAGACAAACAUUAGAUCACAUGGAUAAUAUUCUUGACAUUAGGGAAUAUGACGUACCUCAUCAUGUCCGAGUAUCCAUAGACGCUAACAUCUUCUGUGGAAUUUGGUAUUCUGUAAAAAGCAGAGGAAGCGAACCACCUAUAAUCACGCGAAAAGAAGACAUGAUUGAACUGCCUGAACCUAUUGUAUUAGCGUAUGAUAUUGAAACUACAAAGCUGCCAUUGAAGUUUCCAGAUGCCAGUUUUGAUCAGAUUAUGAUGAUAUCAUAUAUGAUAGAUGGACAGGGAUAUUUAAUAACGAAUAGAGAAUUAGUCUCUGCCGACAUACGAGAUUUCGAAUAUACGCCAAAACCGGAAUUCGAGGGUCCUUUCACGGUAUUCAACGAGCCUAAUGAGAAAGCAGUUAUAGUGAAAUUUUUCGAUCAUAUUAACGAAAUAAGGCCGCAUAUAUUUGUAACGUAUAACGGUGAUUUCUUUGACUGGCCGUUUGUUGAAGCUCGAGCAGCUAUACAUAAUAUGGAUAUGAAAGAGAAAAUUGGUUUCUCUAAAAAUCGCGAAGGUGUUUACGUCAGUAGAGCUGCUAUGCACAUGGAUUGCUUAUGCUGGGUUAGACGUGAUUCUUAUCUACCAGUGGGUUCUCAAAACUUGAAAGCUGUUGCUAAAGCUAAGUUGAGAUAUGAUCCAGUGGAACUUGAUCCAGAAGAGAUGUGCAGAUUAGCAUCGGAAGAACCUGAAGUACUCGCGAAUUAUUCUGUCUCUGAUGCUGUGGCAACAUUUUAUCUCUAUCACAAAUAUAUUCAUCCCUUCAUAUUUGCAUUAUGCACUAUUAUUCCCAUGGAACCUGAUGAAGUACUCAGAAAGGGAUCUGGUACACUGUGUGAAUCACUUCUUAUGGUACAAGCUUUCCAAGCUAAUAUUAUAUUUCCUAACAAACAAGAAACCGAACUAAAUAAACUGACAAAGGAUGGUCAUUUACUGGAUCAAGAAACGUAUGUGGGUGGACACGUGGAAGCUUUAGAAUCGGGUGUUUUUAGAGCUGACAUUCCUUGUCGUUUUAAAAUUGUUCCGAGCGCCGUAGACGAAUUAAUUAAUGGUGUAGAAAAUGCCUUGAAACACACGAUACAAGAAGAAGAAAAAGUAUCAAUCGAUAUGGUUACGAAUUUUAAUGAAAUUGUAGAUGAAGUUAAGGGAAAAUUGAAGGAACUUAAAGACCAACCUUUGAGAUUAGAAAAUCCCGUAAUUUAUCACUUAGACGUAGGCGCUAUGUAUCCCAAUAUAAUUUUAACCAAUAGAUUGCAACCUUCUGCGAUAGUAAAUGAAAUAGAUUGCGCGGUAUGCGAUUAUAACAAACCUGACGCUCUUUGCCAGAGAAAAAUGAAAUGGAUGUGGAGAGGCGAAUAUUUGGCUGCAAGUUUGGGUGAAUAUCAAAGAAUAAAGCAACAACUAGAAACUGAAAGAUUUCCACCACAAUUUCCUGGUGGCUCUAAGAGAGCUUUUCACGAAUUGACCACGAAAGAGCAAGCUACAUUUCAAAAAAACAGGCUUACCGAGUAUUGUAAAAAGGCUUACAAAAAGGUCAAAAUUACCAGAAUGGAAGAGAGAACGCAAACGAUUUGUCAGAAGGAGAAUUCAUUUUACGUAGACACUGUGAGAGCGUUUAGAGAUAGAAGAUACGAAUAUAAAGCAUUAACUAAGGUUGCUAAACGGCAAGUAGCAGCAGCAAUCGCGAAAGGAGAUGCAGCUGACAUAAAAUCCGCUAAGAAUAGAGAAGUUUUGUACGAUUCUCUUCAGCUUGCUCACAAAUGUAUUCUCAAUUCUUUCUACGGCUACGUUAUGAGAAAAGGGGCACGAUGGCACAGCAUGGAAAUGGGUGGCAUCGUAUGUUACACAGGUGCUCAUAUUAUCAUGAGAGCUAGAGAAAUUAUAGAACAGAUUGGUCGCCCAUUGGAACUGGAUACUGAUGGUAUAUGGUGCAUAUUACCUGCGUCUUUUCCAGACUCUAUUAUAGUUCACACUACUCAUGAAAAGAAGUCGAAAUUUACGAUCUCGUAUCCGAAUGCGGUUCUCAAUUUUAUGGUGAAAGAUAAAUUUACUAACGAGGUUUAUCAUGAUCUUGUGGAUAAAGAUAAUUUAACGUAUGAAAUCAGAAGUGAAAAUUCGAUAUUUUUUGAAGUUGACGGACCAUAUUUAGCGAUGGUAUUACCCGCUGCUAAAGAAGAAGGAAAGAAAUUGAAGAAACGAUACGCAGUUUUUAAUUUCGAUGGUUCACUAGCCGAACUAAAAGGAUUCGAAGUGAAAAGAAGGGGUGAAUUGCAACUGAUAAAAAUUUUUCAAGCCUCUGUUUUUGAAUCCUUCUUAAAAGGAAACACAUUAGACGAAUGUUACGCUUCGGUUGCGAAGGACGCAGAUUAUUGGCUGGAUUUAUUAUAUAGCAAGUGUGCGAAUAUGCCCGAUUCCGAAUUGUUCGAACUCAUAUCCGAGAACAAAUCCAUGUCGCGUAAAUUGGAAGAUUACGGUGCACAGAAGUCCACGUCCAUUUCUACGGCUAAAAGAUUAGCUGAAUUCUUGGGCGACGAGAUGGUUAAAGAUGCAGGUUUAGCUUGCAGAUAUAUUAUAGCGAAUAAACCGCAAAGCGCGCCAGUUACCGAGCGCGCGAUACCGUUGGCUAUCUUUCAGUCGGAACCGGCUGUGCGAAGACAUUACUUGAAGAAGUGGUUGAAGGACCCCACUUUGUACAGCGAUGAUAUAAGAGAUAUUUUGGACUGGAAUUAUUACAUUGAGCGACUCGGGAGUGCUAUUCAAAAAAUUAUCACCAUACCAGCGGCGAUGCAAGGCUUACCGAAUCCAGUUCCACGAGUGCAGCAUCCACCUUGGUUACAUAAGAAAGUGUCAGAGAAGAAUACAUCUCAUCGUCAGAAAAAGAUCACAGAUAUAUUUUCUGUUGUAGCUAAAGACACUUCUCAUACGAACAACACCGAAGAACCCCGCGAUAUUGAAGAUCUCGCAGGACCGUCUACUAGCUUCAAUACUCCAAUUUCGGUUGUUAACAAGAGGAAAAGGCAGCAUUUAGAUGAGGAUGAGACAAUCAGAGCCAGAAGUUGGAAAGAAGCUUUGGGUUCGCCUCCUCCCAAGGGAACAACGAGAAAAGAGUUGCUUAAAUGGUUGGAGUUUCAUAAGAAAAAGUGGGCUUUUCAGGCUAAACAGAGGCAUCAGCAUCGGCAGAAGAGGAGUAAGACCGACGAAAAUGAUAGAAUCGCCUGGGGGGUUAUACGAAAUACGAAUACGUCUACCAUGACCGGCUUUUUGAGACGCGCUCAAAGGAAAUUACUGGAAACUCCAUGGCAAAUCAUUCAGCUGUCAGAAACGGGUGAACCCGGCAUGUUUCGAUUGUGGAUAUUGGUUGACACGCAAUUGCAUCAAGUGCGUCUCGUAGUACCUCGUAUAUUUUACGUGAACACCCGCAAAGCAAGGCCCGAUCCAGGACCUAAUGAGCUCUGGAAGAAGAGCUUCAAAUCUUUACCACGCUCUCGGCCGGUGUACAACUUGUAUCAAUAUUCUCUACCAGAAUUUCUAUUUCAAGAGCACAGCCGGGAACUCCUGGAGGACUUGAGUAAACCAGAAAUUGAAGGAAUCUAUGAGACGCAAAUGUCAUUAGAAUUUCGGGCUAUAUUGCAAUUGGGAUGCGUGUGUAUAGUCGACCCGCGUGCCGCGCGGAAAAUGGUAGACGGAGCCGAUACCUUCACUCUGGAUCAAUUGGAAUUCAAGAGCAUCGCCUUUCAACCUUACCUCAAGCAAACCGGAUCGAUCAACUACAUAUUCCUCUAUCAUCAUUGGAGUUCAAACCGUCAAAGAGCACUGUGGGGCUUAUUCUUAAGCGCCAGCAAGAGAAGUCAUAUAUUCGUCUUAGAUUCAGUCGCUUCCAAUCAACUGCCGAACAUGAAUACACUGUACACGCAGGAACGUAAAGCAACAUUGGAGAAAAAUGGCGAAGACAAGAUAAAUAGGUUGCCUAAAACUAUGCAGUUCGUCGUGCAAGUUGAAACGAACUUCCAACAGGUGUGCCGUACAUUGCAGGCAGCCUUGACGACAUAUAAAAACGAAGCCCACGGAGCAACGAUUAUUAUUAAUCAAACCGCUCUCGACAGGACGGUUUUAACUACCGAAAUGCCGCUUCUCAAUGACUUCCCUCUUGUCAGCACGCACGUGCGAGAUGUUGAGAAUCUGUACAGCACGUUAGAAUGGCAGAAGACGGGCGCGAAAAUGAUGAUCAGACACUACCUGAAGAGUCAACAGAUAAUCGAAUUAAUCGCGGAACAAUGCCGAUUCUUCCACGCUCCUAUCGGCAACGUACCCGCGGAUCCCACGCUCUUCGGCGCGGAUUUAUUCUACGCCAGACAUUUGCACAGGAACAAUUUUGUCCUGUGGUGCUCGCCUACGGAGAAACCCGACUUAGGCGGCAGCGAGAACGACGAUAACAGGCUACUGACGGACUUCGAGGAGAGUUCGAGCUGCGCUGCGAACAAUCCGGGCACAUAUUCCAGCGUUUGCGUCCAAUUGGAUGUAGAAAGUCUGGCGGUUAAUGCAUUGUUACAAUACCAUCAUAUUCACGAUAUAGACGGAACCAGCACGUUUGUGGCGUUUCACACUCAGCAGCGUCCAUCCGUUCAGGACAUGGCAGUGGGUGGUGAUGCCGCGACAGUUAUUCCCAGCUACGAUGAAAUCACUCUGUGCAAUCCGGCGUUUAAAACAUUACGAAGCAUGGUAAACGCAUGGUUGCUCGAGGUAUCCGUUUAUAAAAAUGUAUUCGCGGACUAUCAGCUGAUCCACUUCUAUCGGUGGCUGAGGUCUCCAAGUGCCUUGCUUUACGAUCCUGCUCUACGUCGUACUCUACACACUUAUAUGAAGAAGUUAUAUAUACAGUUAAUAGCAGAGUUCAAAACGUUGGGCUGUAUUAUAGUCUUUGCAAACUUCAACAAGAUUAUCGUGUGCACGAAGAAAAGAUCUGUGAACGAUGCUUUAGGCUAUAUAGAAUUUGUUGUUCAAACUAUACGAAACAAAGAGCUGUUUCACAGUAUUGAAAUUACGUUUGACCAAUGUUGGGAAUAUAUAAUAUGGCUUGACUUGCACAAUCAUGCUGGCAUUAAAGGACAGCUAACUAGAGAUGAUGCGGAAGAUGAGAAUACUGAAAAUGAUGACGAUGACGCGCCUCAAAUAAUGAUGAAUUGGAGUUUGAUGGAAUGCCUGCCUAAGGAAGCAGGAUGUCAAGCGAGUUUUAACGCUGUAGUAGCAGGAUAUAUAAACGUAGUGUAUCAAUGUAUGAUUGAGAACGAAGCCAAUAACAGUGUAAGGCCGAGAAGAAGACACAGCCAAAGUCAAUCUUUUAUAGCACCACUUGGUCUAGGUGCAUUGGAAAAUACAGCCGAGUUUGCGAAAAAAUUGAUAUCAGGAGAAAUGUCUCAAAGAUUGUUCAAAAUAGUCCAAAAAAUACAUCGGAAUUUGCCGGAAAAGACAUUGACUCUCGAAGAAUAUCCUAAUCUGGAUAUGGGUGGAAAAGAAAGUAUAAAGAUCAAUCCUGCGCUUGAAUUAAUCAAAGCAGUAUGCAAGGUUUUAUCUCUGGACAAAGAAGUAGAACACGAGGUUCAUGACUUAAAGUCAAAUCUGUUACGACUGAUCGGAGUCGGCAGCUAUGGCGACAAUGUCGAGUGGAAAGAGCCGUGUAUUUCUCUUAUUCUACCAGAAGUUAUAUGCAAAGCAUGCAAUCAUACAAGAGAUAUUGAUCUCUGUAAAGAUCAAUAUUACACAAUUGAAAAUAGCAGGCACAUGUGGAAAUGUCCUAUCUGUGAUACGUCGUAUGACAAUACAGAAAUAGAAUUUUCUUUGAUUGACAAAUUGAAUCGCAAAAGUAUGGGUUACGUGUUGCAAGAUCUACAAUGUCGGAAGUGUAAGGAAAUCAAGCGAGAAAACAUGAACAUGUUAUGUUCUUGUUCAGGCGAUUACGAUAAUUUAAUAUCGCGGGACGAAGUCACAACAUAUGUAAAUAUAUGUAAAUCUAUAGCCACCAAAUGUAAAAUGAAUAUUUUAGCAGAGAUAGUAGACAACACGAAACUCUUUACGGGUUAGUAAUUAAAUUAAGAAUUGCCUUCUCUUGUAUGAUAAUUUAUAUCGAGAUUUAUUAAAUUUUUUUAAC
Molecule: messenger RNA, 6800 nt
Organism: Temnothorax curvispinosus
Lineage: Eukaryota; Metazoa; Arthropoda; Insecta; Hymenoptera; Formicidae
Gene: DNApol-epsilon255
Product: DNA polymerase epsilon catalytic subunit A
Exons: 18
Coding region: 5-6733 (2242 amino acids)
Biological process (GO): leading strand elongation; nucleotide-excision repair, DNA gap filling; DNA replication
Cellular component (GO): epsilon DNA polymerase complex; nucleus
Molecular function (GO): single-stranded DNA 3'-5' DNA exonuclease activity; nucleotide binding; DNA-directed DNA polymerase activity
Source: RefSeq, a predicted model, not a curated record